ACCUUACUCCAUCCGCCAAACACACACUGACCUCCUCGCUCCCCUUGGUUCACGUUUCCCAUUCCCUCUUUCGUGCGAGCGUGUGUUCUUGCCUUGGCUUGGCUUCUUGCUUGCCAUGAUCACCAUGGAUGAUCCGAUGAGCUGCAGCCGUGGUAGCGUUCCAGUCGACGAGGAGGGUCGACAGACGACGAUGGGUGACGGCCAGGAAGUUGCCGACCAGCUGGCCGUGUCCAGGCUCCGGACCGUGGUGUCCACGCUCCACCGCCGCACCGGCCACGCGCGCUUCCGCCGCGGCCCCGUCGUGGUUCAGCAUCAGACGGAUCAGCCGUCCGGGAGCGCGCCCGCCGGGGCGCUAGAGAUGGCGCGGUCGUGCGAGGGGUUCAGCGCGUCUGCCUCAACCAGCUCGUCUCUCCCGUCGACAACGCUGACGAGUGUUACCGCCGGCGAAGGGAGCGUGUCCAACGGCCGCGCCCAGCUCCCUUCUGCCAGUGGCCACGCUGCGGGACGGCCGCCGAUGCAGUCUGCGUCCGAGUACCAUCCCGGCCGGCUCGAAAGCAGUUGCCACGACCGCGCGCGCUCCGAGAACGACGCAGCCGGUGGCAAACCGCACGGCGGCCGCUGCCACUGCUCCAAGAAACGCAGGAAAUCGCGCGUGAGGCGGACCAUCCGCGUGCCGGCGAUCAGCUCCCGGAACGCCGACAUCCCGCCGGACGACUACUCGUGGCGCAAGUACGGCCAGAAGCCCAUCAAGGGCUCGCCUUACCCCCGGGGUUACUACAAGUGCAGCACGGUGCGCGGGUGCCCGGCGCGGAAGCACGUGGAGCGCGACCCCGGCGAGCCGGCCAUGCUCAUCGUCACCUACGACGGGGACCACCGCCACGACGACCCCGACUGGAGUGCCAGCGCCACCGCUGGUGCGCAGACGGAGCACACGUUGACUAGCUGAAGUUCAAAGUCUCCCCUUCACUUGCCCAUCAGAAAUUUCUUGGAGUCCUCUGUGUAGUUUCGAUUUGCUUUGUCUGAUGUUCAGUUCAGACUUGUAGAGGAAUUCAGGGGAACGAAAGAUCACAGUGUUUGAAAUAUUGACCAUGCAUGUAACCAGUCAAGGCUUGGGUAGUUGAGUGUUGUGUGCUACGCGUUAAUUGGCGUUAGUGGUCAAAAGGCUGAUGUGGGCCAGGGUUCCAAAAUUUGUUGAAAAUCACUUGGUAUUCGUCAUAUUCAGCUAA
Molecule: messenger RNA, 1226 nt
Organism: Phragmites australis (common reed)
Lineage: Eukaryota; Viridiplantae; Streptophyta; Magnoliopsida; Poales; Poaceae
Product: WRKY transcription factor WRKY51-like
Exons: 3
Coding region: 116-946 (276 amino acids)
Biological process (GO): regulation of DNA-templated transcription
Molecular function (GO): sequence-specific DNA binding; DNA-binding transcription factor activity
Source: RefSeq, a predicted model, not a curated record